AUGGCAAGGCGCAUCUCCCACCUGACACCUUUCCUUUGGCCCACGAAGAACUAUCGUCUCCAAUUCUUGGCUGCGCUCUGUGUACUUGUGCUCAUUCUCGGCCGCGUUGUCUCCCCGCUGGUUCCCCUCUCCCUUGGUCACCUCGUCGAUGCUUUCGGGACCGGCUCCGAGUCUCCAUGGCCGUACCUCUUUGCAUAUGUCGUUUUCCGCUUCCUCCAAUCUAGCGGUGGCCUGCCCGCCCUGCGUGAUGCCCUCUGGGUGCCCGUCAUGCAAUAUUCGGACCGCGAGAUGUCGCAAAUGUCGUUCUCGCACCUGCUCAACCUCUCGCACGGCUUCCACGUCCGCCGCAAUACGGGCGAAGUCCUGCGCAUCCUCGACAGGGGCGCGGCGGUCAACCGCGUGUUCGAGCUGUUGAUGUUCAACGUCACGCCUGCGUUCAUGGAUAUCAUCGUCGCCGUCAUCCUAUUCGCGGUGAAAUUCGACUGGAUGUUGUCGCUUGUUAUCUUUGCUGUCAUGUUUGGAUACAUAACUGCGAGUAUCGUGUUGACUCGCUACCGCACGAAGCUGCGCAGGCAGAUGAACGACCGCGAUGUGAUCACGAGGGGCAUUCAUACUGACUGCUUGUUGAACUACGAGACCGUGAAGUAUUUCAGCGGAGAGGAGCAUGAGACUGCUCGGUACAGGGAUGCCAUUAACGAUUACCAGCAAGUCGAGUACCGCGUCAUGAUUUCCCUUGACCUCCUCAACCUUGUUCAGACUCUCAUUAUGACCCUCGGCCUUCUCGUUGGCUCUUUGAUCGUCGCCCUCCGCAUCACCCGCGGCGAGUCCUCGACCGGCGAUUUCAUCAUCUGGAUCAUCUACUUCGCCCAGCUUUAUGCGCCUCUUUCAAAUCUCGGCUCGGUCUACCGCAUGAUCAACCAGUCGCUCGUCGACACUGAGCGCCUGCUCCGUCUGCUCGACGAACCCUCGGAUGUGCUCGAUCGGCCCGGUGCUCCGGACCUUACUGUUGAGGACGGGGAAGUUGAAUUCGACAAUGUCUCGUUCUCCUACGACGACCGCCAGCCGGCUCUCAACAACGUCUCUUUCAAGGUGCCCAAGGGCGCGUCUGUCGCCCUCGUUGGCGAGUCUGGCGCUGGAAAGUCGACGAUCCUCCGUCUGCUCUACCGGUUCUACGACCUCAAGGAGGGUCAGGGUCGUAUCCUCAUUGAUGGACAGGACCUCAAGGAUAUUACACAGGCUAGCUUGAGACGCUCGAUCGGUGUUGUUCCGCAGGACCCGGUGUUAUUCAACACGAGCAUUGGUUACAACAUUGGCUACGGCAAGUUCGGCGCUUCGGAAGAGGAGAUCCGUGAUGCCGCUCAUGCCGCUCACAUGCAUGAGCGUAUCUCGACGUUCCCCGACGGCUACGAUACCAAGGUUGGCGAGCGCGGUGUCCGCCUCAGCGGUGGUGAGAAGCAGCGCGUGGCUAUCGCUCGCACGCUUCUGAAGAACCCGCCCAUCUUGCUCCUCGACGAGGCAACAAGCGCUCUCGACACGGCCACGGAAAAAGACAUCCAGAAGGCUCUUGCGAACCUCCAGAAGGGACGCUCGUCUCUGUCGAUCGCUCACCGUCUCUCCACCAUUGCCUCCGCCGACAUCAUCCUCGUUCUCAAGGACGGUCAGAUCAUUGAACAGGGCAGUCACAGGGAGCUCCUCAAGGCCAACGGCGUCUUUGCUUCCAUGUGGGCUGAACAGAUAUCCGCUUCUGAGGACCCGGUGUUUGCCGCUUCAUCCAAGGCACCCUCAAUUGAACCUGUCAUGGGAUACGAUGCUGCGCCUUCCACUUCGGAACGGGCAUCCGAGCGCGCUCCCACCGUAAGGACGAGUUCCCACCGCGUUGGCCCUUCGGAAUACUCGGCGGAUCCCAGUCAGCCCAGUCAGCCUAUCACUUCUGAGCCACCGACGCUCCCCUCAAAGGAUAAUGUCGUGUAUGUUCCUGCUGAUGCUCCCGCCGACGCUGCUGCCCCGAUCUCGUUCCCUACGACCGACGAGCCGGAGCCUAUGUCUGCUCCCAUUGCUUUCCCGUCCUCUGAUGAACCUGUCCUUGCUUUCGUCUCGGAGUCACCUGCACCCACUGCUGCACCCAUCGCGUUCCCCGCCUCUGACUCUGCCGCCGAUAUACAGACGCCCCCCGGCGCGUCUACGCCCGGCGUCACCUUCGAGGCCACCAACCCACCAGAACACAGCAGCUCGCCCGAUCCCGAUGCGGAGCCCAAGCGCAAGCGUACUGCGUCGCAGAACUUCCAGCGGAUGGCCCGGCGCAUCUCAAUCUCGAACCCGGUCCGUAAAGGGUCUACGAUGCUCCCCGCUGCUCUGCGCCGCGGAGAGUCGCAACGCAUCUUCGGCAAGGACUCGAAGGACGACGCCGGCGCUCCUGGCCCCAGCGGGGACGCAGACGUCCGGCCGUCGGUGGACAGCCCUGCCGCGAGCGUAACCAGCGACCCCAUCGCAGACAAGAAGUUGAAGAAGAAGUCGAAACGCAAGACGUUCAUGUAA
Molecule: messenger RNA, 2535 nt
Organism: Coniophora puteana RWD-64-598 SS2
Lineage: Eukaryota; Fungi; Basidiomycota; Agaricomycetes; Boletales; Coniophoraceae
Exons: 7
Coding region: 1-2535 (844 amino acids)
Biological process (GO): transmembrane transport
Cellular component (GO): membrane
Molecular function (GO): ATP hydrolysis activity; ABC-type transporter activity; ATP binding
Source: RefSeq, a predicted model, not a curated record